This is a messenger RNA of Nezara viridula (southern green stink bug), 1092 nucleotides long. Lineage: Eukaryota; Metazoa; Arthropoda; Insecta; Hemiptera; Pentatomidae. The record is from the annotation of a GenBank genome assembly.
CUGACCAAUCUGUUUGGUGCUCUCCAACAUGGCUUCUGGAUCUCAGAUGUUGAUUGCGUUCCUAUGCUCUGCUUCAUUAGUUUCAGGAGAAGAAGCCCAGGCAUCAUCCGUGAAACCUAUAGCAACGGGUUUCGGUUACGAUGUUACUCACAAGAAUGCUGGUCAAUGGCAGCCACAAUACGGUUAUCAAAGCCCUGUAACUGGAUUUAGGGCGGGAAGCUCAUAUCCUUACAACCAGGACCAAUAUAAUGCAUAUGGAAAUAAGAAUUGGAACAGUGGGCAAUACAGUGCUUAUCCAACAGCAGCUCCAGCCUACGGAAACAGAUACAGCACUUUUGGAACCACAGGAUAUCCUCAAGGUUAUGCCAAUCAAGGUAUUGGAUAUAAUCCAGCCACUGGCAACCCGGGAAUCGGAUAUAAUCCAGGAUAUAGCAACCAGGGUAUUGGUUAUAAUGCAGGUUUCGGCAGCAGGUACCAAGCGAAUCCAGCGUUAAACCGACCCAUAAAUGCUUUCGGUUCUCGAUCGCCGAACAAUCCCUACAACACACCAUGGCUAAAUGCUUACAGUGGUCAAAAUCCAGGUCUCAAUAAUGCAUACGGCGCACCCGGGUACCGAAACGUUGGCUACCAAUACAACACAGCCAGCUCUAUUCCUGUCAGUACAGUAUCGACGUCCACUCCCAAAUACAACACUUUCGGAACUGUGGGAUAUUCCGCAGCUUACAAUCCUGGCUCUUUUGGUGCCUCUGGUUAUGGCUACAACAGCGUCGGUUUCGGAGCAACGGGACAAGAUUACAAUACCAAGUACACCACUGGCUCGAAGCAAUGGGCUGAUGGAAGGUACUCCGGAAAUUACGGGUCUCAGAGCUAUGUGAAACCCUGGUACCAAAACCAAUUUACUUCGCCAACUUAUGCUCCAACAAAUACGGGCUAUGGAAAGUGAAAGGACAUUCUUCAACAAAAAAAAAUCAAAAACAUCCAAUAAGAAUUUCAAGCUCUACGAAGCUUAUGAUGGCUUCGAUAAUUGUAUAUUAUUUUUUUAUAUAUUUUCUGUUUGAUUGUUUUUUAAUAUAAAUAAAUACUUUUACUAAC